Messenger RNA from Schizophyllum commune H4-8, 2220 nucleotides. RefSeq lists its product as uncharacterized. The transcript has a single exon. Lineage: Eukaryota; Fungi; Basidiomycota; Agaricomycetes; Agaricales; Schizophyllaceae. The record is from RefSeq and is a predicted model, not a curated record. The coding region runs from base 54 to 2147 and encodes 697 amino acids.
CUGACUGACUCUAUCGACGCAUCCAUCCGUACUGUCCAGCACUUUGAUCAACCAUGGCCGCGACGCGUUCCCAGAGCAUCACCCUCCCCACCAUCCCCGAGCUCUUCGAUCCCUCCUUCCUCGACCUCCUGCUGCCGCCACCCGCCAGCACGUCACAAAAUGCCCACGAGCCCGUGCUCGUCGCCUCCCCCCGUCGAAAUGCAAUGAUGGACGCUCUCAAGGAGAGCGCCAACUUCACCCGCACGGCGAAGGGCGCCCCCGCGCUCUCCAGCACCACCGACGCCGUGCUCGACGCCUUCCACGGCAUCGACGGGCACGCGUCAGCAGCCGAGAUCGCGCGCCUGCUCGCGGCGUCCUGGGCCGUGGACCCUGCGCGGACCCUGCGCGUCAUCUGGUACACGCGCAGCAUCCACGACGGGAAGGGGGAGCGGGAGGCCUUCUACCGAGCCUUUGCGUGGCUGUAUGAGGCGCACCCGCGUACCGCCAUUGCGAACCUCGAACAGCUGGUGCUGCCGCUGUGUGGGAAGAAGCACGAUGGCGCGCAUGGGUACUGGAAGGACCUGCUCAACCUCGUCUGCCUCGCUGUGGAGGGGGAGCUGACGACGCGGAAGAAGGACUUGCAGUUCGGGUUUCUGCACCGGUUCACUCCGCGGAGGACACGCCUGCCCAAGGACUUCGAUGCGAAGGCGGCGCGCGUGGAGGUGGCUCAACGUCAGCACGCUAACCUUGUGGACAAGCUCGCAGACAACAAAUCCCGCGCUUUGUAUGUGGCGGUGGCACGACUCUUUGCAAAGGCUCUUGCAAAGGACCUGGCCAUCCUCGACCAGAUCUCGUGUGCGAUGUUGUCUUCCGACAAGGCUACCCUAUCCAGGGAGCUUUCCCUGGUCGGCAAGUGGGCACCCACGCCGGGCGGAUCGCAUGACCGUGUGACGAACUUGUCUACCGCCAUCGCCGCGCUUCUGCUGCACGACCAGGCUUUGCCGCCCUCCGACUUCCCCGCCGCCGUUCGCUCAGCAGGUGCCCAGGCUGCAGCGCAGCAUGCCGACCUCGCGCAUGUCCUCCGGUCCUUCUUGCAGCGCUGGGUCUUGCGCCCGCUUCGUGCGCAACUUGCGUGCCCAGAGCCGCUCAUGAGCGCGGGGCGGUGGAAUAAGAUCAACUACGGUCGUGUCCCCGGUGUCUGCAUGAAGCUCAACACAGAGCGUUUCUUCCAACAUGAUCCCGACCGCUUCCAGGAGUACCUCAUCAGCGUGGAGACGGGCGAGCGGAAGAUCGCGUCGGCGACGCUGCUGCCUCACCAACUCGUCGCCGCGGCGGUCGCAGCAGACAUGCAACUCAGUGAGCGGGUGGACAAAUCCAAGUAUCCCAAACUGGAUGCGGCGAGGCGGGAGCUGGCAGAGAUGAAGAGCCGCGUCGCGCAGGUGCAGUGGCGGGAUCUUGUUUGCCGGAUGCGCGAGAAUGGGCGCCUCGACAACGCUAUUGCAGUCUGCGAUGUCUCCGGCUCCAUGGGCUUUGUGGGCACCUCCAGGGCGGACCAGCCCAUCUACGCCGCCAUAGCGCUCUCGCUGCUCCUCGCCAGUCUUGCCAAACCGCCCUUCGACGCCGGAUUCAUCACGUUCUCCUCCGAGCCACAGUUCGUCGAGCUCGACCUCACACGCAAGUCGCUCGCCGAGCUCGUGACUGAGAUGAGCGGGGCGGACUGGGGCUAUAACACGAACUUCUCGGCGGUGUUCUUGGAGCUGCUGCUGCCGCUCGCGAAGAAGCACGCCGUGCCGAAGGAGGAAAUGAUCAAGCGUAUCUUUGUGUUCUCCGACAUGCAGUUUGACGAGGCGUAUGGGCAGGGCGAUUGGGAGACAAAUUACGAUGCGAUUGCGAGGGCAUACGAGGAUGCCGGCUACGACGCGCCGGAGAUCGUCUUCUGGGAUUUGUCAAUGGCGACGCAGCGCACGGUUGAAGUGGAGGCGACGAGGAAGGGCGUGGCGUUGAUGAACGGGUUCAGUGCGGGAUUGAUGAAGGUUUUUCUGGGCGACGAGGAAGAGGCCGAGGGUGAGGAGGAUUGGGUGGAGGUGAAGCAGGAAUUCAACCCAGUGAACGUGAUGGACAAGGCGGUGGGAAAGCAGAGCUUCGAUGGUCUGGUUGUCAUGGACUAGCUCAACAUGUAUUAUGCAAUGUAUGUAUACCCAUCAUAUCUAUAUAUCCUCUACGCAACGCAUUACCUGUGGC